Messenger RNA from Thalassophryne amazonica, 3198 nucleotides. It is a transcript of the gene pdha1a, whose product is annotated as pyruvate dehydrogenase E1 subunit alpha 1a. The transcript is spliced from 11 exons. Gene Ontology annotation, molecular function: pyruvate dehydrogenase (acetyl-transferring) activity. Lineage: Eukaryota; Metazoa; Chordata; Actinopteri; Batrachoidiformes; Batrachoididae. The record is from RefSeq and is a predicted model, not a curated record. The coding region runs from base 94 to 1266 and encodes 390 amino acids. Gene Ontology annotation, cellular component: intracellular membrane-bounded organelle. Gene Ontology annotation, biological process: pyruvate decarboxylation to acetyl-CoA.
CUUUGUAUGUAACCAGCGAAGAAGACGUGUUGACCUGACACCGGAAGGACAAAAUCUGACAGAAGGACGGUUUGGGUGUUAGUUCGUGAAAAGAUGCUGACCAAUAUUUUUAAUGUUCUCAGAGUGUGCGCUCAGAGAAAUGGGGCUGCAAUGGUCACGUCCAGGCGCAUGUAUUCUGACUUCACCCUCGAGGCUACCUUUGAAAUUAAGAAAUGUGACCUCCAUAAACUAGAUGAGGGCCCACCAACUCAGGUGGUUAUGACUCGUGAUGAGGGUCUGGAGUACUACCGCAUCAUGCAGCUAAUGAGGCGUAUGGAGCUGAAGGCAGAUCAGUUAUACAAGCAGAAGAUCAUCAGAGGAUUUUGCCACUUGUAUGACGGCCAGGAAGCCUGUGCAGUUGGUAUUGAAGCCGCAGUUAACUCAACAGACCACCUGAUCACUGCAUAUCGCGCCCAUGGCUACACAUACACUAGAGGGGGGACGGUGAAGGAGAUAAUGGCAGAGCUCACUGGCAGGAGAGGAGGCAUUGCUAAAGGAAAAGGAGGCUCUAUGCACAUGUACUGUAAAAACUUCUACGGAGGAAAUGGUAUUGUUGGAGCACAGGUGCCUCUGGGUGCUGGUGUAGCUCUUGCCUGCAAGUAUCAGGGCAGGAACGAACUGUGUGUCUGUCUAUAUGGUGAUGGUGCAGCCAACCAGGGUCAGAUCUUUGAAACCUACAACAUGGCAGCACUGUGGAAGCUGCCUGUCAUCUUCAUUUGUGAGAACAACAGGUAUGGCAUGGGCACAUCAGUGGAGCGAGCUGCAGCCAGCACGGACUACUACAAGAGGGGAGACUUCAUCCCUGGCCUCAGGGUGGAUGGGAUGGAUGUUCUCUGUGUUCGGGAAGCGAGCAAAUUUGCAGUUGAUCACUGUAGAUCUGGAAAGGGUCCUAUUCUCAUGGAACUUCAAACCUACCGCUAUCAUGGACACAGCAUGAGUGAUCCUGGUGUCAGCUAUCGCACACGUGAGGAGAUCCAGGAGGUCCGCAGUAAGAGUGACCCCAUCACCAUGGUGAAGGACCGCAUGCUGAGUAACAACAUGGCCAGCGUGGAGGAGCUCAAGGACAUCGAUGUGGAGGUGAGGAAAGAAAUUGAAGAUGCCGCCCAGUUUGCCACCACAGAUCCUGAACCCCCGCUGGAAGACUUGUGUAAUCACAUCUUUGCUAAUGAACCACCCCUGGAGGUGCGUGGUACAAAUCCGUGGUCCAAGCUUAAGUCUGUCAGCUAAAUUACUGUCAUCGCUUCAUUUGUCCUGUUAUGUAUCAACUCUGCCCCCACAUAAAUUAAUACACACCACCAGUAUGCUGUAUGGCAUCAUAAACCAGUGCCUCAGACCCAGAGCAUCAGCAUAUUAUUUUAUGCUCUAUAUUUCAAUAGAAAGUUUAAGAACUAUCUUAAUUGGGUCAUAAAGUUGUUCUUUCAUCCAUCGUGUUGAUGUUACUCUUGCAUUGUCUGUAUCUCAGCCGAAGUUCAUAUGCUGUUAAUAUGAUGUGACCUGAGGUUGAUCAGCUUUGGUGUCCAUAUUAAGCAGCAGUCAGAGUUUGAAAAUUUAGACCCCCCUCUGUUAAAUGAAAAUUACACUUCAAGCCACCCCUCAGGACUAAUCUUUUUAUCUUUACAAAAAGAAAUAAAACAAGUUUGGGAGGAAAAAUUAUUUUAGCCAUUUUGCUUGAUGCUGCAUGUAGAGUUUGGUGUCAUGACAAAUGGGAUUUUUGCAGAAAAACAUGGCAGCAUUGAUGAGAGGAAUUAAUAACAUCUGAGGCAUAUGAUUCCACUGGACUGAAAAAUUUGGAACUGGUUCUUGAUUCCCAUCCCGAAAUCACAUCUGAUCUGUUCUGUACUGCAGGCUAGUCAGCAACAUGCCUCUGAUCGAUCUGACUUACAGAUAUAACAACAGGCCUUACCUUCAGUGUGACAAUCAUGAUCCUGAAUGAACUUUAGCCUAAACAUGAAACGUGACCGUUUUAACUGGGGAAGAAUUGUAGCAGAGAUGAUUAAACUUAUUCCAACAUCAGGUUGGUGGUUGUUAGUUACAUUUUCAAAGCAUUUUUCUUGUGUUUUAUCAAUUUGGCUCCAAUUGAAUGUGCUUGGUCUGAUGAUUUUCUUGGGUUGAUCUUGAGGUGCGAUAAUCACUCUAUUGACUGUCUCAGCUAUCAAAAUGAAUUUGUACAUAUACCAUGUACAGUUUAACAUAUCCUUUGUACUAUUACAUGCAGCAGUUUUAAAAACUUAACUUUCCUGUAGACAUUGCUUUGACAACACUCAACAUGUCUGUAUGUAUUUGUUAAAAUGCUCUUUAUGUAAGACAGGUGAGAACACCAAGCAGGAGGCAGACGAUUGGACUGUUUUUAAUCUUUCCAAACCAAACGUGUGCCUAGCAGAUCUCGUCAUUUAGCAUGUGAAUGUGUUGUGUUUGUGUCACACUCCCAGUUGAGUGGGUGAUUAGUUUGAGGCCGUUACAUUCACAUUUAUUGUGUAGUCAGUCGAGUGACUUUUUGGGAUCCAUGACACAUUAAAUUCGUUUGUAGUCACUGAAUUUGAGUCAAGUCACUGAAUUUGUAAUCUACAUACUUAAGAAGUACUACAAACUAAGGCAGUUGUCUGUAAAUGGUGAACACAAUGAAUUUCAGUCUGAUUGCAUUCAUUAGCCGAGCUUUGUUGUUCUGCUUCCCACCCCCCCAAAAAAAUCAGAUUUAGAGGUUAUUUUCAGUGUUGUUGCAUCAGUUCAGUGUCAGCACACAUCAUUUGUAUUUUUUGCUGAAAUGUCUUUUAUGAAUCAACACACUGACAGUGGCAUGUUUCCACCUCUAAAAAAACUGGGAUACAUUUAGAAUUUGUCUUUUUCUUUGUUCGGUGCUUCAGCACAUUAUUUUGGUGAAAAUGCGCCACUGACACUGCAGAAUAAAAGUACGACGUUCAAACAAUGCCUGUGGUCAUUAAAGGCUGUCCGAAUGUAAAGUACUGUUACGAAUCAUGUGGACAAAUGGGUCAGACUUAAAAGGAGAGCAUGACUGCUCCUCGUACUACAACAGAACGAUGCCUGCAGCAUUGGUUGAACUGUUACAUUGCCAAAGGCAGCUUAUGCAAGGAAGCACUCGAUGGAAGCAGUUGUCUAUGUGUGUCCUUGUAAUAAAGAGACUGUAAGGUGUUUCUGUGCUCA